Molecule: messenger RNA, 2357 nt
Organism: Anolis carolinensis (green anole)
Lineage: Eukaryota; Metazoa; Chordata; Lepidosauria; Squamata; Anolidae
Gene: msln
Product: mesothelin
Exons: 15
Coding region: 316-2091 (591 amino acids)
Biological process (GO): cell-matrix adhesion
Cellular component (GO): cell surface
Source: RefSeq, a predicted model, not a curated record
UAACGAAACAUUAAGAGACAAUUAGAGAAUGGGCCAACAAUGGUUCGAAUUACAUUGCUGGUUGCGCUGUGAGACAAUGUCUCGGAAUGCGUAUCAAAAAGCGAGAACAAUCCGAAAUAAUUCCGAUAUACGAUUUAAAAUGAUUUUUUGGACAUGUCUAAUAUUUUUGCUUUUUAGUACAUUAAGAAUAUUUUUAAUGUAUUUCCUUAGAUGAGAGAAUAUAAAUGCCUGCAUUUCAGGCAGAAUUAUCCUAUGGUCUGUUGUAUCACUUUUUUUCUUUCUUUGUUUUGUCUUCUGGGAUAAAUAGGUUCUACCAUGCGGAAGGAAGCCUUUGGAACGAUGCUGCAUCUGCUCAGCUUCUUUCUUGUUGUCGGAUGGACCUUUUCUAGUCCUGAGCUGGAAUUCCCAGCUGCCGUGUUUCCCGACGAAGUUAUCAAGGAAACCUCUGAUUUCGACAGCCUCCCUCCUUCCAUCCUCCGAGGUUUUCCUUGUGCAACGCUGGACCAGUUGGAUGACACAAGAGUCCAGCAACUCGCCCAGGCUUUGAAGCGGAAGGACGUCCGGCUGAGGAGGGACCAGCUGAGUUGCCUUGCCGAGAGGUUGAUGCUCGACAGGAUCCCCAAGGAUUUUGACGAAUUCCCGAAAGACUUGAUUUUUUUCGUCAGACCUUCAGAUUUCACUGGAAGCUGUGAAGAGCGCAUCCGUCGCGUCGGGAAAGCCAACCUGGAUUUGCUGGAGAAAGGAUCUCCGGAAAGAACGCAGCUGCUUUCAGAGGGUUUGUCCUGUCUGGAGAUCACUGGUGUCCAAGUGAGCAAGGAAAAGGCCGAAGUUUUGGGCGGCCUGGUUUGCGACUUCGGUGGGGAUUAUAUUGUGGCCUCUGGUAUAAAUUUGCUGAAAGAGUUGAACCGAUGCCCGUCCUUUAGUCCGGAUCAAACCCAAGCCAUCCGAGACGUCCUUCGAAAAGGAGACGCUCCAUUAGGGCCUCCUUCCGAGUGGACUUCUUCCACCUUAGAUGAGCUGGCAGGCUUGAUCCGAACAUUUGAUAACAGCAUCCUACAAAAUAUCCCCAAAGACGUUUUCCUCUCGUGGCUGAAACAGUAUGCAAAGCGUUUCCACCCGCCACGAAAACAGCUACAGUCUUUGAUCCAGGUUUUUUGGUCCAAGUUCCAACCAUCCAGGCAGAAACGUGACACAGGAGAAUGUCCACCGGACCAAACUAUAACCGAUGAGAUGCUUAAUGACGAGUUAAUGCCAAUUUACUACUUGGCGGAGGAUUUGAAAGCGUGCCUGAAAGGCAAAAGGCUGGCGGAGAGUCUCCCGACGAUCUCCUCCUAUGCUUUCACUUAUGACCAACUGCUGGCAUUGAAACAGAACCUGGACCAGGAGUUUCCAGACGGAUAUCCCUCUAGCCUUCUCCCCAACAUGGGAUUCUUGAUGCCUGUCAUAACAGAAGACGAUAUUAAAAAAUGGAACUUCACUUCGCCCGAAACACUCGGUUCUAUGCUGAGCGUCUUGCCUGAAGACGACAAGGCCAAGAUGCUCAUUCAGAGGUACGUUGCUUCCGGGGGUCCAAUGAACGGCACGGCUUUGGAUGCCCUCGGAACAAGAUACGCUUGCCUCCUGACCCAGAACGAGCUCAACCGGAUCGACGAAAAGGCCCUCAAGACGGCUUCCGAGUUUGACCCUUCCAAAUGUUCCCGACUCAUUUUGGACAACCUGUAUCCAAAAGCCAAGCGAGCCUUUUCCGACCGACACAACGAAUUCCCCGCUUAUUAUAACUUCAUUCGGCCGUACCUGGGAGGAGCGCCGGCUGAAGACCUCAAGGCACUGAGCAAAAAUAAUGUCAACAUGGACAUCGAGACAUUCGAGAACUUGAAAAAAGAUUCUGUUGUGCCUUUAACCGUCCAAGAAGUCAAAGGCUUGCUAGGAACCAACCUGAAAAAACUCCCGGAUCAUAAGGACAACCCGACCAUCAGUGCCUGGAUCCACAACCAGAAGCAGUCCGACCUGAACAGCCUUAAGCUCGGACUCACGGGCGGCAUUCCCGACGGAUACAUGGUCAUUCCCCGUCUCUCUCGGCGCAAGAAGUGAGGGAUUUAGAGCCCAAGGCAGAAGAGACGGGAAGGCCAAGGAAACUCCAGAAGAAAGCUCCAACGCCCAGUGAGGACAGCCCCAAUUAAUCCUCAUAAAAUAAAUUCAUAAUAAUAAUAGAAGCAGGAUAUUAUUUUUUGGGUGACGCCUCCCAGCAAGCCCCAAACGGAUCCCCAUUCUUUAAAAUUUAAAAAGGGGAUGAUGGACUUCACCGACCAGAAAUUGAGAUGUUUCUCUGCUGAUCAUCAAUAAAAGCUUCUGAUAUA